Messenger RNA from Nelumbo nucifera (sacred lotus), 1848 nucleotides. NCBI's taxonomy places the organism in Eukaryota, Viridiplantae, Streptophyta, Magnoliopsida, Proteales, Nelumbonaceae. The record is from RefSeq and is a predicted model, not a curated record.
AUGACGACAAGGUCAUUCUUCUCUUCUCUCGGAAUCUCUACGACUUCUAGCAGAUGGAUCCAAUUCUCUUCCAUCUGCACUUCUUCAAUCUCCCUCCUUACAAAAUGCCCAGUUCAAAUGACUCAACAACAACAACCUCUCUUCCUUCUAAAAUCCAUCACAGAUUACAACCACAUGAAACAGUUUUUAGGACACAUUAUCACCAAUAACAUAGCUAUUGACGAAUUUUCAUUAAUGAAGCUCAUCGAUCUGUCUUUUUCCUCCUCUGGGUCCGAUGUCUCCGCGCAUCUAUUCACUCAGUUCCAAGAUUUCAUCAAUUCUGAAAUCUGCACCUCCAUGAUCCGAUCGUUUACACACUCAAAUAAGCAUUUCCUAUCAAUUUUUGUAUAUAUCAUGAUGCAUAAGUAUGGAUAUGUUCCUGAUUCUUCCACCUUUCCAGCUGUGCUCAAGUCUACAGCUCAAGUAUGCCGUCGGAGGUUCGGGAAAUCAGUACAUGCAUACAUUUUUCAAACGGGUUUUAACUCGGAUGUCUUCACAAAUACCGCCCUCGUGCAUAUGUAUGCAACCUGCACGUCUAUUGGAGAAGCUCGACGAUUGUUUGAUGAAAUGCCCGUAAAGAAUUCUGUUUCAUGGAAUGCGUUAAUAACCGGUUAUACCCAUAACAGGAAAUUUAGGGAAGCAAUAAGUACGUUUCGGGAGAUGCAGAUAUCUGGGUUUGAACCUGGCGAGGUAACCAUGGUUGGAGUGCUUUCCGCAUGCGGCCAUUUGGGGGCUCUAAAUCAGGGGAAAUGGAUUCAUGAUUAUAUAGUUCAGAAGAGGCUGAGGUUAAAUGUGUUUGUAGGCACUGCUCUUAUUGACAUGUAUGCUAAAUGUGGUGUUGUUGAUGAAGCUGAAAAGGUUUUCGGAGCAAUGAGAGUAAAGAACGUCUACACAUGGAACGUUUUGAUCUCUGGGUUUACCAUGAAUGGUCAAGGUGAAGCUGCUCUGCAGGCAUUCUCCAGGAUGGUCAUGGAGAAUUUUAAGCCAGAUGGAGUUACUUUGUUAGCUGUCUUAUGUGCCUGUUGUCGCCAAGGUCUUAUAAAGGAAGGUAGGAGGUAUUUUGUCAGCAUGGAGAAAGAAUAUGGGUUAAGACCAGGGAUUGAGCAUUAUGGAUGUAUGGUUGACCUUCUCGGUCGAGCUGGCUUCUUGAAUGAAGCUCAGGAGCUUAUCCGAACAAUGCCCUAUAAACCAGACCCUGUUGUUUGGAGGGCACUUCUAGGUGCAUGCAGAAUCCAUGGAAGCACCCAGUUGGGUGAGGUAGCAAUUAGAAACCUUCUUGGUCUAGAGCCAAACAAUGGGGAAAACUAUGUUUUGCUAUCAAAUCUAUAUGCUCGAGGUCAUAGAUGGACUAAGGUUGGUGAAGUGAGAGAUAUGAUGAAUCGUAAGGGAAUUCGAAAGAUACCUGGGUGCAGUUCUAUUGAAGUUGAUGAUGCAGUGUAUGAGUUUGUGGUCUCAAAUAGCUUAGACGUCGAAUUGGGGGAGGUUUAUAAUAUGUUGGCUGAUAUGAAAAAUGAAAUGAAAUUGGCUGGUUAUGUUGCAGAAACUGAGAUGGUUUCUUAUGAUAUCGAGGAAGAGGAGAAGGAAAAUUCCUUGAUGUAUCACAGUGAGAAGCUUGCCUUAGCCUUUGGGCUUCUAAAAACUUCUUCGGAUUCUACCAUAAGGAUAGUGAAGAAUUUGAGGAUUUGUAAGGACUGCCAUGGCUUUUGUAAGAUAGUCUCAAAGAUCUACAAAAGGAACAUUGUUGUUAGAGAUAGGAACCUAUUCCACCAUUUUGCUGGGGGUCUUUGUUCUUGCAAGGAUUAUUGGUGA